Molecule: messenger RNA, 936 nt
Organism: Ricinus communis (castor bean)
Lineage: Eukaryota; Viridiplantae; Streptophyta; Magnoliopsida; Malpighiales; Euphorbiaceae
Product: reticulon-like protein B13
Exons: 4
Coding region: 123-743 (206 amino acids)
Source: RefSeq, a predicted model, not a curated record
ACGUGUAACAUGAAAACACAUCGUUUCCCCUUGGUGUACAAUUUAAUAAAAAUGGACUUAUAAUACUUAUAAAUCCAAAUUGGACGGUCGGCUAAACUAUAAGCUUCAGUUCAGCAACAACAAUGUCUGAUGGUUCAAAAUCUCUGUUGUUCUCUACAGAUACUGUAAAAGAUAUAGUCCUAUGGAGGAGAAAGAAGUUGAGCUUAUUGGUCCUUUUAGUGGCAACAGUAACAUGGGUCUUGCUAGAUGUCUAUGAAUUCAAUUUCAUCACUGUUGCUUCCUGGCUAGCUAUGCUUAUUGUCACUUCACUCUUCCUCUAUGGGAACCUGGUCAGGCUUUUCCGCAAAGAAGAGCCAAAAAUUUCAAAUUGGAAAAUUUCAGAGGAGACAACUACGGAAACUGCAAAGUCAGUAAGAGGAAUGAUUGAAGAAGGAAUUAGAUGGAUGUUUCAUGUUAGUGCAGAGAGCGAGUGGUUCAUUUUCGCUCGUGUGGUUACUGUCUUGUGGCUGCUUUCUUACGUUGGGAGCUUCUUUGAUUUCUUGACACUCCUGUACGUAGGUACAGUGAUGGGGAUGAGUGUUCCUGUGAUAUAUGUGAAGAAUGAGGAGAAGAUAAAGAGGUGUGAAGAGUGGAUGAAGAUGAAGGCUAGGAGAUUUUAUGAGAUGAUGGACGAGAAGGUGUUCAAGCAAGUGAAGAACAAGGUAGUUAAAGUUGAAGAAAAGAAGGAUAAGAAGGUCGAAUAGAAGGUGGCACACUUCCUUUUCUUUUGUGGGGGAAUCCAUGUAUCUACUGCAACAGUCUGUAUCUAUUAGGCAUUAUUUACCUUUAUGUUUUUUUUUUUUUUUUUUUAUUAAAUGUAAGUGCUAAUUGAGUUCUAGUAAGCUGAAAUGGAUCAGUUGAUUAUAAUAUAUAAGGUCAUUGAUUUCUGAGAGUAAA